Molecule: messenger RNA, 1330 nt
Organism: Bufo gargarizans (Asiatic toad)
Lineage: Eukaryota; Metazoa; Chordata; Amphibia; Anura; Bufonidae
Gene: DECR2
Product: 2,4-dienoyl-CoA reductase 2
Exons: 10
Coding region: 148-1041 (297 amino acids)
Biological process (GO): fatty acid catabolic process
Molecular function (GO): 2,4-dienoyl-CoA reductase (NADPH) activity
Source: RefSeq, a predicted model, not a curated record
UAGCUUUACAGCUCCGCGCAGAAGCAGGAGGUUUUGGUGCUUGAAAACUACGUUUCCCAGGUUUCCCUGCGGUCGGGUUACAGACUCCGCGAGGUGCAGACUCAAAGUCCGUCCAGUGCUUCGCUACCUACUCAUUGAAGACGCACGAUGUCCGCAUUGCCGACUACAGACCAGCCUCCUGAGGAUGUUGAGAGUGAUGACUGCCUCCUGUCCUACAACUACCUCUACAGCCCGACUCUGCUCCAGGGCAGAGUGGCCUUCAUCACCGGAGGGGGCUCUGGAAUUGGAUUCCGAAUUGCUGAGAUUUUCAUGAGGCACGGUUGCAACACGGUCAUCGUUAGCAGGAACCUACAGAGGGUGACCGAGGCAGCUGAGAAGUUGCGGGCAGCGACCGGCCGACACUGCCUUGCAUUGUCCGCUGAUGUGAGGAAUCCCCAGACCCUUUCUGAUACCGUGGAGGAAGCUCUGAAGACCUUCUCCAGAAUAGACAUCCUUGUGAACAAUGCCGCCGGGAAUUUUCUCUGUCCUGCUAGCAGCUUGUCUUUCAACGCCUUUAAGUCCGUCAUGGACAUAGACACAAUGGGCACAUUCAACGCCAGCAAGAUCCUGUUUGAGAGUUACUUCCGGGAUCACGGUGGAGUCAUUUUAAACAUCACAGCCACGCUGAGCUACAAGGGGAACGUCCUGCAGAUGCACGCCGGCAGUGCCAAGGCAGCCAUAGAUGCCAUGACCAAGCACCUGGCGGUGGAGUGGGGUCCAAGCAAAGUGCGGGUCAACAGCUUGGCCCCUGGGCCCAUAGCUGGCACAGAAGGGUUGCGUCGACUGCGUGGAGAAGCCGCAGAGGCGAUGGGUUUUUGGAAUACCAUCCCCUUACAACGGCCAGGGAACAAGACUGAGAUUGCACAUGGAGCCCUCUUCCUGGUUAGCCCCCUGGCGUCCUACGUGACUGGCACAACCCUGGUGAUGGACGGCGGUUCCUGGAUGACCUCGCCCAAUCAUUUGGCAACAAUGCUGGGUACCCCUCCUUCUCCUCACCUAUAGAUCUCUGGUCUGAGAUGAGGAAAGCAAAUGAAGCGACUGCAGCCACUGAUCACGCGGGACCUGAUCGACACUGAUUGCCACCCUGAACAUUCCCUCUUCACCCUAAGCUAAUGUGACAAUGGGUGACUGCUGGUCAUAGCUGGACCGUGGCAGUAUGUGCGGACACAGAAUGGUUAGUUAGAAGCCCGCUUGUAGUCACUUUGGGGGGGGGGGAGGUGCAGGGUGACACGCCCUUGCACUUUAGAUUAUGGACAAUGAUUACCGGUAAUUAUAAAAUUUGUAUAUUGUA